Rhopalosiphum maidis (corn leaf aphid) is the source of this 2377-nucleotide messenger RNA. RefSeq lists its product as uncharacterized. Gene Ontology annotation, molecular function: zinc ion binding; nucleic acid binding. The transcript is spliced from 8 exons. The coding region runs from base 344 to 2158 and encodes 604 amino acids. NCBI's taxonomy places the organism in Eukaryota, Metazoa, Arthropoda, Insecta, Hemiptera, Aphididae. The record is from RefSeq and is a predicted model, not a curated record.
AAUUUGGAAUUCGCCAUGAAUACGACUAGAUCAGCAGCAGCUGCUGUAGCGCACGCGUCACGGUCUCGUCGACGACGGCGAUGACGAUGAUAAUAGAUGAUGAUAAUAAUAAUAAUAAUAAUAAUAUUGUACAUAUUUUGAUUUCGCCGCGGCGACGACGACGAAUAGUGCGUGUAUGCGCUCCGAGUCUGGCAGACGGCCCAUCCGUCCAUCGUUAGAGGCCAACAGCUGUUCGCCGACGACUCCGGUGUAAGUACGACGCUCGUCAGGAGCAUUCGUCCAAUACUUCAAUCCGAUACCACCGCCGCUGGAACGCAGGAAAAGCUCCACGGAAAACGACAACAUGAGUGUUGAAAACCUGAACAACCAUCGGCCCUCGUCCGACCACUCAGUUUUAGGUUCUUCAAGCAAAAAUAAAAGAUCAAUACUCUAUGAAAAAACAUUUGUUAUUGAUAUUGCUAACAAUAUAGUAAGCUCAAAAGUGGAAAAGCUCAUAAAUGCAUAUGGAGGAAAAAUAACUCAAUCAUUAGAAAAGAGUACCAAUUAUUUAAUAUCAGAUAUGAUACAAAAUGAAGGGGUUAAGUAUAAUAGCAGUUCAGAAACUAAUAAUAGUAGAAGAGAUAUUGAAGUAAAAAAUGGACCAUCUUCUAAACGUAAAAAUUCGGUUGAUCUCAUUAAUAAGGCUAAUAUUUUAAAUAUAAAAAUUUUGUCUGCUAAAAAGUUUCAACACUGGCUCAAAUCUUUAUUGAAAAAACGCCGUACUAACAAAAAACCUACAGAUCAAGUUGCAAGUGUUCUAAAAGGAAAAGUUAGUUUAAAAAUAGAAUCAAUGGAUCAAGGACAACGUCCUGUGUUUGAAUUUAUACCUAAGUGGCCAGAUUUAGGUGAUGCAUUAUGUAAAAAGAAAACAAAACAUUCAGCUGAACAUAAAUAUAAUGGUGAUAAAAGUGAUGAUGAUUACUCUUCAGAUCAAUACAGUACCUCAGAAAUUGGUGGAAUGUGUGAAUUAUGUGACAUGCCAUUUAUGAAUUACAAGGAACAUAUAAAUACAAAAAAACAUAUGAGAGAAAGUCAAGAUGAACACAGAUUUCAUGAAUUAGACGAAUUAAUUAAUGAGAGGCCUUUAAAUGUUAUUUUUAACCAAUUUAUACCCAAUAAGUCUGAAAAGAAAAUUAACAGAGAUCAAAAUUUAGCUCAGAAAACACCUAAUCUUAAAAACUGCUUAGAUAACACAGUUAUCACAAUAAUUGAUUCCGAUUCAGACGAUGCUGAACAAAAAGAUGUGCAUUGUUCGUUAGAUGAUAAAACUUCUAGUCCUUUUAAAGAACAAGCAUCAAAAAGCUUAAAAAGGAAAUACCAAUUUUCUGACUCGGAUAUUUCUUUUGUACCUCAGAAGAGACCUAGUAAAUUACAUUCACCAAUACAUGAUGAAAUUAAUUUUUAUAAAAAAACCAAGCGGAAACACAAAACGCAUCAAAAGUCAUCAUCUAAGGAUAUAUAUAAAGUGGAAGUUGUAAAUAAUCAUCCAUCAAAAUCAAAUAAUCCAAAUAACAAUAGAAUUGAGUCUGAUCAACCACCAGUUAUAAUACGCUUAAAAAGAGUACAAAAUUCUAAAAAUAAAUAUUCUUCAAGUGAUGUUGAAAGUCAUUUAUCUAUCUCAUCAUCAGAUAAUGAUGAUAAAAUCCCAGAGGAUCCUAUACCAGUUCAUAGGUAUAUACGUGUAGUUAGAAAACCAAGUUUCAGUAACGGAACUGAAGUUCUGCCUUCAAAAGGCUACACAAAAAAUCAAAUGUUUACAUUUGAACAUCCAGAGUUGCGUCAUAAUAUCUAUAAAAAUGUUUCUUACUAUCCUACUUAUAAUUGUAUCCCUGACACCAAGUCUAGUAUUGAAUACAUUCAAGAUAAGAUAGCAAAUUUAAAUCCUAAUUUAAAGUGUACAUUAUCAUUUAAAGAGUCUUUAAAAGUUAUGUCUAAAAUGGAACCUCAACAAAUCGGAGAAUGGUUUUAUAAUGUUCCCAAAAAAAUUCAAGAUAACUUAUCAUUCAAUUCUUCUACAUUAGUCCCGCUUACUGAUUUGUCAAAAAUAAAAUCUUUUGUAGUCCCAAAAAAAAAAGUAAACAGAAGUUCAACAUCCUCCAGUUCUAUUGAAAUAUUAUAAUUUUAGUUAAUUAUGUUCCAAAUGGUUUUGUGUCCUAUCUGAGAUCUCUUAAUAUUAUUAUAUUUAGGGAUUAAUUUUAAUUGUUACAUAAAAUUAUUUUUUUAAUUUGAUGUUAAAGAUGACCCGCCUCCCUACUUAUAGGUAAAAAAACAUUUAUUUUAUAUCUAUUCAAAGUUAUAUCCAAAGAUGUUAAUUUUUAUUUAGUUAAUUUAUACCAAA